GCUUGAUUCAGCUGAGUGUAUAAACUCGUUAUGACAGGUUACUUCUGAUGGGAAUCCUACUGACACCGGUACAUUGGUAAUGUUGGCAGAAAACAAGAUUUUCUGCAUUUAAAUCGACAUACCCAACUUUGAACAGCUAUAGCUCUUUUAGGGACAUCCUAGCUCUUCAGUGUCUUCUGGAAAGUUGUUAGGCAUCUAAAAUACUAGCAUAGCAUAGCAUAGCAUAGCAUAUUUGAUCGCCCGUGUGUUGCCCGCGAUUGACCAGAAUCAGCUGAAAUUGCACAAAGAACCGUCAAAAUGGUGCCUAGGAGUAGCAAGCCAUUCUCAGUGUACAAUUUCUGGUGAUCUUUCUUUUCACUGGUCAAUAACGAAGCUGGCCACGCCCAAUGCAGAUCAAUAGAGGAAGGGAUAUCGGGAGUGUUAGUUUAAUACUUGUUGCUACUAGAGACCGAGGAAUCCUCUGCAUCAUCCACAAGUAUCAAAGGAAGGAAUUAGUGUUAGUGGAAAGGAAUUGAUCUGGAUCCAUCGAGGUUGAUGGUGCGAUCUUCUCUACACAAAUUCGCGCACGAUAUGGUUACUUCUCGGUCUCUGGGCAGCCGGCCACCAGGAGACGAUAUAAAUAGGACCGCGCCACGAUCCAGUAAUCUUCUUGCGUAUCUAAACUUUGCGUUUAAUGCCGUGAACUUAAUUCAAAUUUACCUAGAAACGAAUGGAUUUCGUAAAACGCAACAACCGCACGCUGAACGCAAACUACGCAAACUACUGGUCCCAGCUCAAAUAACCGAUAGAGCGCUGUAUUGAGAUAGUCACACUGAGCGCAGUCAAAAUACCGCACACGAAACUGAACUGCCUUCUCCGAAAACAAAUAAGAGCGUGCCGACCACUUGUAUGACGAAAAAGCCAAAACACCCGCUUUAUUAAAAAAAAAGGAAAAUAAGGGAACCGGCAAAACAGGAGUAGAUUUGGCAUCCAUGCAGGGUUUGUCUUUGUCGUGAAUAAUUACAAUAUUUAUCGAACGAACGAAACCUAUUCUGAAUCGUAACGUGCUAAAAAAGAACCGACGGGCGUACAGUCUCCGAAAUAAUGAUUUGGUACAUCCCGGAAAUCACAAUACACCGAUAAUCCUUAGAUGAGCAAAGCUCACCAAGGCCGCUUCACGUUUACACCGGAGCAUUAUGUAGGACCGCUUUAUUCCCUCUCACCGACGCAUACGCAAGAGGACACGGUGCUUCGCCCCGAUAAUCUUUUGUUUUGUAUUUAAGUUAAGAUAUCUACUGAGUAUAAAAACUGGCAAAGUUUCAUGCACUCAUAGCUCAAAAAUUUAAAAAAAUGCAAUAUGCAUAUCGAACAAGACUGAAUUCUAAGUUGAUUGAUAAAAUGCCAAAGAAAUCGCAAUCGAAAUUUAGUUGCUGAACCAACAAAAUUUUCACAUAAUUAAUAAAAAUUGUCUAUGUGUUUCAAUAUUUGUUCAAAAGCUAGAAAAAUCAUCAAACAAGGGUAUAAAACUGGGCCAAAUGUUUGUAACCGUUCGGUCAGGCCGCGAUAAGUUUAUGAAUUAUAUUCUAAUGCUACCAGUUCCGUGUUGUGAGAGCCAGCGUGUACAAGGUUUAAAGCUCUCACCUAUUGGGGCAAUUCUGAUUAUUCAAGCAGAGCUUUAGCAAAUGAAACGACUCCACAAAACCACGCUAAAAUAAAUCUCGACAUAUUGUAAGCAAUGCACCCAGAUUGACAUCUACCAAGAAAAUAAACAAAUAAAUAGAUCAAUUAUUUUCAAAACGGCUAAUUGACAACGCAGGCAGGGUGUUUAAAGUAUCCCUGCCGACGUCAGUGCACUGCUCCACGAGACGCAUGAAACGCAAAAACUAAACAUAACACUUACUGCUUGUAGAUUUAUUUAACUUUUAAAAUUAAAUUUUUUUUUUUCUGUGUAUAUAUAGAAGAAAUAUCGAUUAACACGUAACAACUUGCACAUCCCUACAGACAGACAAUGCGUCACAGCAAAAUUUUCCAAUAAAAAUUAUCUUUCUAGCGCUUUCUUAUUGAAACAAUUUACUCUAACUGGCGCUAGUUAUAUGAAGCAAUAAUCGAACGAAUAAAAUCAGCAUACUUAGCUUUAUAUAGGUUCUUUGACCCUUUUCCUCUCGCCUUCGUUCAACAUUUACUAUAGCACUUGCCACUGUAUGACGUAACACUUUGACAUUUUUUUCUUCGUUGGAUGUUGGCUCACAAAAAAAACAGAAAAAUUAAACACAUUUUGCCGGACGAUUUUCACAUGAUAUCGUUCUUUUUUCAUGCCAACUUCACACAAUACAAACUUGAACUGUAAUGUCAAUUUAAACUGCAGACUCUAUUUCCAUAAAUCCAGCAGAAUACACUCGAAUUACACGAAAAUAUCACGGAGUAAUUUUUAACGCGCCUACCAAUGGCCGUGCUGCCAGAAACCCCAGCUGUACUCCACUCGCUAUUGUGUGACAAACUCAGUUGUUAGGCAUCUAAAAUACUAUACUUUAACAUAAUGUAGUGCACUAUUAGAGCAUUAUUGAGGGAGUGGGGUUUCCCAUAUAAAUUCUCAUACAAAUUUGAAAUGCAAUGCGCCAAGUGGAGACGAAACCAAUCGACUUCCGGUAAGUUUAGGGUUGUGUGGGGCUCCAAAAGGAACCAAAAAAACUUGGUUCUGGAAAAUCGAUCACUUUUCCCCACUCUAAUGGGUAUCAGUGAUAGUAAGUGUUCCGAGGUCUCAACUUCAGAAUUACAGAAUCGACAUAUGUCAUCUGUCAAUUUACCCAUUUUUUAAGGUGAUACCCACUCGGACAGUGUCCAGUCAGUAAGCCAGUUAACGUACUCAGAUUAGCUUUAUUCAUACUGAGUAGGUUCUGUGUGAUUCUAUUACAUGGUGUGAUGAAUAGUUUAUUUUGUCUUGCUUUGUAAGCCCUCCAGUUGGCAUCAAUCAUCAAUGAUUCCCAGCCUCUGAGCUCAGAUUUCAAACAGAAUAAAGAUUCCCCACAGAAUGGCUCCGGCCCGAUGAAUGCAGUUGAAGACCCAAUUCUUGCUAAGAGAUCGGCUUUUUCAUUUCCUUCUACACCACAUUGACCAGGCACACAGUAUAGAUUAACAACGUUUGUUGCAGUUAGUUGUCGUAGGGAUUUAAUACAAUCCCAUAUCAACUUCGACUGACAUGUGUAUGCUUUUAUUGCAUUGAGGGCUACUUGACUAUCUGAGAAAAUACAGAUAUUGGCAUGGCAUACUUGUAUUUCAUAGCUGAGCAAAUAUUUGUGCAUGUUAAAAUAGCAUUUAUUUCAGCUUGAAAAACUGUGCGCCACUGUCCCAUUGGAAUUGAUACAUUGAUUCCUGGCCCAGUGAGCCCAGCACCUGGAAACUCGCCCAUUUUAGAGCCAUCUCUAUAAAAUAUGACUGAUCCUGGACGAACUUUAGGACCUUCUUUUCCCAUUCGCAGCGAUUAGAUUCAAUCACAUAGAAAGGAACACUGAAGUUAGUCCUAGAGUCCAACCAGUCUUCAUUCAUGGUUACUAAGGUGUUCAGUUGUAAAUUUUUGAGGAUUCGUGAAUGUCCCUUUAGAUCACCUUCCUGAAAAGUUUUAACACGUUUGAGCCUAAGAGCACCUUUUUCCGCUUGAAGUUGUACAUAUUGAUGGAAGGGUAGAAGAUAUAAAAGAGCUUCUAAGGCUUUGGACGUUGUUUGCUUCGAGAUUGCAUACUCUAGAUGGUCGUUCCAGUUAAGCUUAUGAUCGAGCAUUACAUCUAGGUACUUAGUUCGCUUGGAUAGCACCAACUGUGUAUCUCUCAACUAAAGAGUUGCAAUAUUAUAUUUUCCCCUUCUUGUAAAUGGGAAAUUGACUGUUUUAGAAGAAUUGGCGUUUAGUUCUUCCAGCUUGCACCAUUUGAGUGUGUAGUUCAGGGCAGAUUGCAUUCUAUUAAUAAUAGUAGUCCCGCAUAUACCUCUAACUAAAAAAGUAAUGUAAUCAGCGAACCCGAUUACUUCGUAUCCUAGGUCUGUAAAGUUGUUAAAAAGAUCAUCGACUACAAGAGACCACAAUAAAGGAGAUAAAACCCAUCCUUGCUGGCAACCUCUUGUUGGUUUCGUCGAUAAAGUUGAUCUUCCUAAAUUGGCUGUGAUUAACCGAGUAUCUAACAUAGCAAGUAUCCAGUUCGAGAUGCACAUGUCGAACCCUUGUUUUAACAUAGCCUUCUUUAUAGAUUCAUGGGAAGCGUUGUCAAAUGGUCCCUCAAUAUCAAGAAAAGCUGUCAGUGAGAUUUCCUUAGCGUAAAAAGACUUCUCUAGUUUUGAAACCAACGUGUGAAGUGCUGUUUCUUCAAAAGGCACGAAAUGUCAUAGGACAGGAGGAAAAACUAAACAUGAGAGUUAGGAGUCUGACAAUUGAUUACUAGCAAUCGGAAACAUGCGGUACAAAUUUCUUUUUAUAGACAGUCUGGUGGUAGUUUUAACGGUUUUUUCACGAGCUCAAAAUGAUUUGGAUGCCCUUGAUGAACAUGAGUUUAACACCAAAAACGAUUUCGAAGCCGCAGCGAUAACUACUGAUCCUACUAUUUUGCCAACUCCGGUGGCUUAUGUACCUAAAGUGACACCACCCGUAAAUACAUGCAACGGAACAUGCGUUCCGUAUUACCUGUGUAAGGGAAACAAGAUUAUUACCAACGGAACUGGUCUCAUAGAUAUCCGCAUGGGAGGGCACCCCACGGUUGUAAGAGAAUGCCCUAACUACAUGGAGGUGUGCUGUGAAAAAGAAAAAGUACUGGAUAAAGCCCCAUCAACGGCUACAAAGUCCCCUCCUACCGCAAACAAAUAUACGUGUGGUGGACGCAAUGCUGACGGUUCAGGAUUUAGAAUAGCCGGUCACGAGAAUGGUGAAUCUGAGUACGGAGAGUUUCCAUGGAUGUUGGCGGUUCUGCGAGAGGAUGAAUUCUUUAAUAAAACCCUGAUCGUGUAUGAAUUUGGCGGUUCAUUGAUUGCCCCUAAUGUUGUCCUAACAGUAGCCCACUGUGUAGUAAACAAACGAGAAGACACGCUCCUGGUUCGUGCUGGAGAAUGGGAUACUCAGACAACAAACGAGUUGUAUCCUCAUCAGGAUCGUCGGGUGCGAGAGGUUAUUGCUCAUGACCAGUAUAAGAAGGAAACAGUAUCCAACAGUAUUGCACUUUUAGUACUCGAACAACCAUUCGAUUUAACUGAAAACAUCCAACCUGUAUGUCUUCCUCCAAAGAACUUCAACUUUGAUGGAAGCAGCUGUUUUGCCAUGGGGUGGGGUAAGGACAUAUUUGGUAAAAAAGGAGAAUACCAAGUGAUUCUAAAAAAACUUCAGUUACCGAUUGUGCCGCAGAAUCAAUGCGUAAAGGCUCUGCGGACCACUCGAUUGGGACCAUUUUUUCUCCUGCAUCAAAGUUUCAUCUGUGCAGGAGGAGAAAAGGGCGUAGACACCUGCCGCGGUGAUGGAGGUUCUUCGCUGGUUUGCCCAAUCCCUGGCGUUCCUACAAACUACUAUCAAGCCGGUAUCGUUGCCUGGGGUAUUGGUUGUGGUAAACAGGGAAUUCCUGGAAUCUACGUAAACGUUUCCAUGUUCAGAGAAUGGAUUGAUCAGCAAUUAACCCAACGCAAUGUGGAAAGCAAACAUUAUACUUAUACAUGAAAAAAUAUUUCAAUAUUGUAUAAAGCGUUGUGUUGACAGUUAGUGAACGAUAAUAAAUACGGACUGACUUCUAGUCUUUGUUUGACU
This is a messenger RNA of Wyeomyia smithii (pitcher-plant mosquito), 5749 nucleotides long. Its product is annotated as phenoloxidase-activating factor 2-like. The coding region runs from base 4418 to 5662 and encodes 414 amino acids. Gene Ontology annotation, molecular function: serine-type endopeptidase activity. Gene Ontology annotation, biological process: proteolysis. NCBI's taxonomy places the organism in Eukaryota, Metazoa, Arthropoda, Insecta, Diptera, Culicidae. The transcript has 3 exons. The record is from RefSeq and is a predicted model, not a curated record.